AGCUAACUAUUUCUUGGAGGCUUAUGAUCAUCAUUUUUUAAGAGAUUCUAAAGGUAACCAUUUCUUGGAGGUAAGCAUACUUGUAAACUUUAUGGUUUCUUGCAUGCAUUAAUUAGAGCAUGUUUUCUCCACAUACGCUCUUCUUGCAACUUUGAACAUGUUACCCACUUCCAAAAUAUCAGUUCUGUUAUGGGCUGACUUACUUGCGUGGUACGCCAUGUGCGUGAUGAUGACAUACUUGACAAAUGUCUGGAAGCUUGACCUCACCCAAGCUGCUGCAAUUGUAAAUGUGUUUACUGGUUCAGUCAACAUAAUGCCUAUAGCCAUGUCCGUCCUCGCAGAUGCUUUCCUGGGUCACUAUCGCAUGGUCUUGCUCGCCAGUCUUGCUUACAGCUUUGGGUUGAGCUUCUUGGCAAUGUCAACACUACCAGCCCUUUCGAAUGAUGCAGAUUGCAUUGGUGAUACCCAAAAGGCUCUGUUCUACACAGCAUUAGCCCUCAUAUCUGUUGGGAAAUCAGGUAAUCUGACAUCUGUAAAGUCUUUCCUGGACCAACAACAAAAGGAUAUCAAAACACUGGGUGAUGAAGAGGUAGAAAGGAAACUGCCAUGGAAAUUGGCAGCCAUGUUGGCUUUGAUUCUUCUGUCAAUUUUUGGAGGCAUUGCACUUCCAUUUAUAAAGCCAUGGUCCGUGCGAUUUGGAAUACCAGCAAUAUGUACUGUAGUGGCAACUCUUGUGUUCAUGAGUGGCUCAUCUUCAUACAUACAUCAUCCGCCGCAGGGGAGUCCUCUCACAACUGUUUCAAGAGUCUUUGUAGCCUCUGCUUCCAAGAUCUUUUGUCGUCUCCCACCGGAUGCAAAGCAGCUUUAUGAAAAACAUCAACCAAGUGAAGGUCUUCACUCUGUGCCUCACACCCGGAGCCUCAGGUACCUUGACAAGGCUGCCAUUAUAGUCCCAACCCAAACCGUAGAGCAUCAAGAACAAAAGAGAUGGAAGCUUUGCAGGGUAACAGAAGUAGAGGAAACAAAAAUCUUUAUACGCAUGAUACCAAUGUGGAUGACCUUCACUAUGUGUGGGGUCGUGAGUUCAAUAGGAGAGACUUAUUUUUUAGAGCAAGCAAACAAUAUGAAUCGCAAGGUUGGAAAAUUGAAGGUCCCUCUUACAAUGCUACCAAUCUUCUACAAAAUUGCAAAAUCAACGUUGGCCAAACUCUACAUGAAAGUGGCUGAGAAAUUCACUGAAAAGGGAUCAGAAAAAUAUGCAGCCCCGACUGGAAACAUAGCUGCAAUGCUAUUUUCUAUACUAUGUUGUAUUACGGCUGCAAAAGUGGAGACCAUGAGGCUAGACGUGAUCAAAAGCCAUGGGAUACUUGACAAACCUGAUGAGAAAAUCCCAAUGAGCAUGUUCUGGCUUCUUCCACAGUUUCUCCUUCUUGGUGCCCUUAAUGGAAUCUCUGGUAAAAGCAUCCCUGGUUUCUUCACCGGUCAAGUUCCUGCCUCCAUGAGGCCCUUACUGGAAAUUUUCACCUGGGUUGCAUUUGGAGCAGGAACUGUGGGUAGUGUCCUUUCAGUUCAUGUUGUGGGUAAGGUCAGUGAACUGGGAGGGAAACCAAGUUGGUUUCAAGACACACUGAAUAAAAGUCAUUUGGAUAACUACUAUUGGACACUCACAGUAUCGAGUUCCGUAAAUCUUGUCUUGCACAUCUUGGUGGCAAUUUGGUACCCCUAUCAAGACUCGCCACAAGAUACAGUCGAUCCAAACCAAGUCUAGCUAGUUCCUUUAACCAAAUUUCAAAAAAAAAACAAAAAAAAAAAUGCCAAAAACAAAAAAGCUAGUUCCUUUAAUUUCUCGUGUUCUUUAUUUAACCUCUGGGAAAAAAAAAAAAAAAAAAAA
This is a messenger RNA of Alnus glutinosa, 1891 nucleotides long. Its product is annotated as protein NRT1/ PTR FAMILY 5.5-like. Lineage: Eukaryota; Viridiplantae; Streptophyta; Magnoliopsida; Fagales; Betulaceae. The transcript has 4 exons. The record is from RefSeq and is a predicted model, not a curated record. Gene Ontology annotation, biological process: transmembrane transport. Bases 158 to 1768 code for a protein of 536 amino acids. Gene Ontology annotation, molecular function: transmembrane transporter activity. Gene Ontology annotation, cellular component: membrane.